This is a messenger RNA of Dothidotthia symphoricarpi CBS 119687, 1020 nucleotides long. RefSeq lists its product as uncharacterized. The transcript is spliced from 2 exons. The record is from RefSeq and is a predicted model, not a curated record. Bases 1 to 846 code for a protein of 281 amino acids. Lineage: Eukaryota; Fungi; Ascomycota; Dothideomycetes; Pleosporales; Dothidotthiaceae.
AUGGUGGGGUGGGGUCGCCUUUUGCGUCGUCCGCACGAGACAACAUCCCCACCACCUCUGAAAACUCACGAGUGUAACACACACUCUUCCGAGAUUGGAACUGAUAUCGAAGUGUACCAGUGGCUCCAAGCGCUGUUCGCUGUGGCCAGAGUCUUCUUACACGCGCACACAGACGCAGCCAGCCGUGCGGACUUCCGAAGCAAACAUUUCUCUUUACACCCCCACCGAGCUGCACCUUCUCCGAAGGCCAUGCUGCUCAGACCUAUCUGUGAGGCUUUUAAGACGCUUGCGCAGGUCGGAGCCCUCAGCAGAUCAGUAACGCGAGAAACUAUGUGCGGCGCGAGGAAGGCACGACAGUUGGCAUCGACAGCGACGACACCAGUCGCCAACACUAGUGAGAGCACACAAUUGCCGCAGCGCUCCAUACGUACGCAGCAGCUAAUGGGCAGCGUCUUGAGGAUAGCCAGUUACGUGUGUCUCUCUGACGCCCUGUCAACCAGGAUCAAUAUAGGGACCACUGAAAGCGCGACGCAGCCCGGUGGAAAGCGACGGAACAGAUCAACAGUCUCUUCGGAAGCGUUUUGGAUUCAAACAGUAUCAAACUCGCUGUCUGCGAAACAAAGGAUGGCUGACAAUGCGACAGCAAACGUUACUGCUCCGGCGUGCCUGAUCAACCUCAGCGCAGUGCUGAGUAUUAAUGGUGGACCUGUUCAUGGCCGGGGAUGCAGUCGACCAUCAUCGAAGCUCUGCUUGCUCACUCUGAGCGCCCUCAUUGUCGAAGAGCAACCACGUUUUCAUCCGCACUGGACACGCAGAGGAGAUCUUUCGAAUGCACAUAUCGUGUAGUGACCUCCAAAAUGCCCCGCUUCUCUCCUCUUUCUGCGCAAGGACUUUGCUGACCCUUUCUCAUACCAAGAUGCGUAUCUUCUAGGCAACGUAACGCAGUAUGUAUCCUGCACUCCGCGACCGCCGCAAACCUCGUGACUCAUGAACGCAUGAAACCGACCGGGAGGGUAGGAC